GCACAGCUGACAGUCGCGCGGGCGAGGGAGCUUCAAGGAUGGCGGCGUCCGCAGCGCUGAUCCUGCCCGAGAGCCCCAGCAUGAAGAAAGCGGUGCCGCUGAUAAAUGCAAUAGACACGGGGAGAUUCCCACGACUUCUCAGCCGGAUUCUUCAAAAGCUCCACCUGAAGGCCGAGAGCAGUUUCAGUGAAGAAGAGGAAGAAAAACUUCAGGCUGCAUUCUCUCUAGAGAAACAAGAACUUCACCUGGUUCUGGAGACAAUAUCAUUUGUUUUGGAACAGGCAGUGUAUCACAACGUGAAGCCAGCAGCACUGCAGCAGCAACUAGAGAUGAUUCAUCUUAGGAAAGACAAAGCGGAAGCCUUUGCCAGUGCUUGGUCGGCUAUGGGUCAGGAGACAGUUGAGAAGUUCCGCCAGAGAAUCCUGGGCCCUCACAAGCUAGAGACAGUGGGAUGGCAGCUUAACCUGCAAAUGGCCCACUCUGCUCAAGCAAAGCUGCAGUCUCCCCAGGCCGUGCUGCAACUGGGAGUGAGCAAGGAAGACGCCAAGAACUGCUUAGCGAACAUAACAGCUGCCAGUGCAUGUGACCUGUGUCCGGCAUAGAACUCUUUAAAGUGAAUUCCAGUUAACUGUGCCCUUUCUGAGUGCUGAUCUGCUGUUAAGCUGUUUGUAAGCUCUGUUUGUAAGCUCUGUGGUUCUGGAAUUGUACUCUCAGUACAAAUGUCUGUAAAGUGUUUGGUGAAGAUGGAUGUCAGCUGAUGUUUUUUAGCAUAAUUUUGAGGGAACAGCCAUUAAGCAUUUAAAAUAAAACUUUAUAAAUAUUUCUGUAAAGGGACUUUUAAUUCUAAAAGUAAGUAUAAAAAGAAAAAGUCCACUGCAGUUCCACCAUGCAAACCAGCCUCUCUUAACAGUGAGUUUUAAAGCAUUGACUGCUGUAUAGAUUAAAUUGUUUAUAAAUCCUCACUAUUAGAAGCAGCCUCACCCUGUACAACUUCUAAAGGAUGCUUCCUAAUGACAUCAGAACCCAGUUUUUGUGAAGAAACAAGUCCAGCUUGCUAAGCAGCAGCAGCAAGGAAGGGAGUCGUGUGUUUGGAACUUCAGAAACAAGCGUGUGGGUUUCUGUGAGCCAGCUAUGUCACAGAUUUUCCAGAAGUAGGGGAAAUGGAACCAUAGUUACUGAUCUGUCUCUUGAUGAGGCAGAACAAUACGAAGAGUUGGUAGGAUGGGAGGUGAGAUUCUUAGCUCUAAUCUCAAGUGGCUAAAAAGUGGCAAAAGGAGCUCACAGGGAGUCAUUUGUCCUUAGGCAAUUCCAGCAGCUUCCAGUAGGGUUUGACUUGACUGGAACAGCACAUGAACUCCUAGAGACUGGUUGAGCUGCUUCCACCAAGUUGUAGCCCUAAUUUACAAUAUGAUUUUUUUUUUUUUUUGAGAAAAGCCUCUAACAUGGUAAUUAACAUUAAAUGAGGGUAGAGCUCUGUGGUGGCUUAAAUGAGAAUGGUCAUCAUAGACUCAUAUGUUUGAAUACUUAGUCCCCAGUUGGUGGAAUUGUUUGGGAAGGAUGAGGAGGUGAGGUUUUGUUGGAGGAGGUAUGUCGCUGGGCAAGGGCUUUGAGGUUUCAAAUGACUGUGUCAGGCCCAGUCUCUCUCCUUCUCUCCUUCUCUCCCUCUCCCUCCCCCUCCCCUUCCCCAUCCCCCUCCCCCUGUGUGUGUGUAUAUGUGUUUGUGUCUGACAGUCAGUCUCACACUAAGUGUUGUCACGGGAUGGAAGUGCUCAGCUCUUACUCCAGCACCAUGACUGCCUGCAGCUGUGCUCCUCACCAUGAUGGUCAUAGUUUUUACGCAGUCAAGUCUAUGGCAGUGUUUUACAGAACUCCAGAAAACUAAUAUAGACUAGCAACUGUAAAUACAUUUAGCAUUUAUUGAUGUGCUUUUUUAGAUUUAUUGGUAUGCUUUUGAAUCAUGAUUCCCACCCCCUUGAAUUUGAAAUGAGCUGACUCUUUUCUGUUAUUGAGCCACUAUCUUAUUCUCUUUUUUAUUGAAAAUAGAUUUUUUUAGAAAGAAAUUAUGCAAUAUUCUGAUUAUGGCUAUUUCUUCCCCAAUUCCUCCCAGUUGGUUUAAUAAGCUCCCCUCCCAUCCAGAUCCAGUCCCUUUCUGUCUCUUGUUAGGAAGUUAGAAAACAAACAGGUAUGCAAGGAAUAAUAAUAAAAUAAUAAGAUAAAACAAAACCAAGUCAGAAUAGGACAAAACAAACAAACAGAAGAAAAAGAGCCAAAGAAAAAGCAGGAAAAACACAUACAGACUGAGAGACACACAGACAGACAGGUUCACACAGGAAUCCAAUAAAAACACAGAACCUGAAGCCAUAAUAUAUAAGCGAAAGACACAUUGUGAGACAAAGAGCCUCCAGAGAUGCCAUUGAGUUUGUUGUGUGUUGGCGUCUACUGCUGGGCAUAGGGCAGCAAUGUAGCAAUAAAAUGGCUCCUAAUGACAUUCUGCUAUACUCAUAGAUCAGUAACAUGCUCGGCCAUCACCAGAGAAGUUUCCUCCUGCAGUUGAUGGUACGAAAUACAGAGACCCACAACCACACAUUAUGCAAGAGCGAGUAGAACACUCAGCUUUACCUGGAGCGUCUCCAUCAAAUCCCUCCCCGUAGGACUCAAGGAACUGUACAUAAGAGGAGACAGAAAGAGUGUGGGCCAGAUGGAAUGGAAGGCACCUAAGGAACAAAGCCUGUUAAACAUAGCAUAAGCGAUACACAUGUGAACUCACAGCUGCUGUGGCAACAUGCACCAGGCCCACAUGGGUCUGUACUAGAUGAAGUCCUAGAGCUGAGAGAAGGGGGUAUGUGCCCCACAGCUAGCCCCAUUGAUAACCACUUGCAAAUGAAAAAUUAGGUUUCUCCAAGAAAGUCUCACCUGGGAAAUGAACCACCAUCUUACUCUUAAAGUCUGCUAAAUCUUUAGUAAUACUUAGAUUAUCAUCUGGCUUUUUACUAAGGACUGAGAUUCAUUUUUGAACUUUUGCUAAAUAUAUUUAUGUAAUAGGAACCCAGAUCACGCUAACUUUGGAAGGUAGGCAUCAAGAGGGAGGUUUCCUAUGAUAAGUAAUUGGAGAUAGUUUUGGUUCUUAAGCAGGAGACACCACACGAAAGGGGUUUAAUAAGAAGUAAUACAACAUCCAGAGCCAUUUAUAGUUACCGUGGCCUAAGGAGCUGUUGCUGUCGUGGGCAGCAGUGUUGGUACUAGAUUCCUCAAGUGCAUUUUGUUGUACUGUGUUCUGCAGGGGUAGAAAAAGUGCAUAUGAGAGCUUAGCUGGGCACUGAAAAGCCGAGGCAGCCGGGAGUGCUUUUACCACUGACAGAGGGGGGCUGGCAUUGCUGAUAUCUCAUUCUGUGGGCUCUCCUGGGGAAGAAGUGAACAUCAGAGAACCCUAAGCUUUGGGGGGCAUCAAGGAAUGAUGGGAAAAUUAUCUGUGUAGAUCGGAAUGUCUUAGCUUGUGAUCUUAGAAUUUAUGUGAAAGGAAAGAAGUACAGAAUUAAAAAAAAAACAUGAAUUCGUGCAUGUAAACAUAUAAAAAUUAAUGUAUUUCUUAUCCAGAUAUUGAUAUUGUUAAAGACAUUUGUAGUUAUAUUAUUUACUUAUGUUUGUUUAUGUUGUUAACCAUAGAAUCCUGAUUAAAACGUGUUUUCAGGA
Molecule: messenger RNA, 3690 nt
Organism: Mus musculus (house mouse)
Lineage: Eukaryota; Metazoa; Chordata; Mammalia; Rodentia; Muridae
Gene: Commd10
Product: COMM domain containing 10
Exons: 6
Coding region: 39-602 (187 amino acids)
Cellular component (GO): nucleoplasm; nucleus; protein-containing complex
Source: RefSeq, marked validated